UUUGCUUACUCAAUGGCUGCCUGCCUUGGUUUCUUGGGUUACCAUUACCUCCUAGCUGUUUCUCUUUCUCUAGUCAUAGUCUUGGUUCAUGGAGAUAUCCAUAGCUUUAAUACAGGUCAUGAAGUAGUGAAGGAAAACGAAGUGAGCAGCUGUGAUUUUUUUCAAGGAAGUUGGGUUCUUGAUGAUUCCUUUAACCCUCUUUAUGAUUCUUCGAGUUGUCCCUUCAUCGGAGGCGGCUUCGAUUGCCAGAAAAAUGGCAGACCUGAUAAAGAUUACCUCAAAUAUAGGUGGCAGCCUAAUGGCUGUGACCUCCCCAGGUUCAAUGGCAAUGAUUUCCUGGAGAAGUAUAAAGGCAAGAAGAUCCUGUUUGUGGGGGACUCUUUAAGUAACAAUAUGUGGAGAUCACUGAUUUGCAUGCUACACGCUACAGUCCCUAACUCUAACUAUACCUUCGGCGCAAAAGGGCUGCUCUCAACAUUUUCAUUGUCGGAUUUUGGGGUUUCAGUUAACUGGCUGAAAAAUGGGUUCCUGAUUGAUAUGGCCUAUGAAAAAAUUGGUAAAGUUUUGAAGCUUGAUUCAAUCAGUACCGGAAACCAGUGGCUUGGAGUUGAUGUCUUGAUCUUCAAUAGCUAUCACUGGUGGACUCACUCUGGACGCUGGCAAACAUGGGACUACUUUCAAUUUGGAAACAAGACAGUGAAAGAGAUGGAUCACAUGGAAGCGUACAAGAUUGCCAUGACAACUUGGGCCAAUUGGGUUGACAAGAACAUCGAUCCUUCAAAGACUUUAGUCUUCUUCCAAGGAGUUGCAGCUGUACAUUUGGAUGCCAAGGAAUGGAAUGAUCCAAACCAUAAAGAUUGCACUGAACAAACAGAACCAGUGAAGGGAUCAACAUAUCCAGGCCCUGGCGUGCCAGGGGAAGCUAUUCUAAAGAGCGUAUUGAGUAACAUGACUAAACCUGCCUAUUUACUUGACAUUACUUUGUUAACACAGCUAAGAAAAGAUGGCCACCCUUCUGUCUAUGCCGGCCGCGGCCCCAAGUUCACUGAUUGCAGCCACUGGUGUCUUGCUGGUGUGCCUGAUACUUGGAAUCAACUUCUAUAUGCAGCUUUGCUUCAGAAGUAGCUCUUUUUCCAAUCUUUUUUGGGGGAAUAUGUAUCAUCUAAGAACAGCCACAUUGGUUGUUUGUAAGUGAAUAAAUUUAAGU
Messenger RNA from Theobroma umbraticum, 1207 nucleotides. RefSeq names its product protein trichome birefringence-like 42. Gene Ontology annotation, molecular function: O-acetyltransferase activity. NCBI's taxonomy places the organism in Eukaryota, Viridiplantae, Streptophyta, Magnoliopsida, Malvales, Malvaceae. The record is from RefSeq and is a predicted model, not a curated record. Gene Ontology annotation, cellular component: Golgi apparatus.